AUGAGCCCAACUACACAUGAUGGCAGCUACGCCCAAGCGCUUGCUGCAAUGGUCACUGCUAUUGACCAAAGCCGGCGGGGUCUGUUGGCUUUUGGCUCUCUUGAUCAAUCCCGCGGCGAGAUUUCCUUACCACAACUCCUUCUUGCUCUCGCCAACCUCUUACCCCGACACUCUGAAGAGAAUAUCUCCAUAACUGCCUGGCACAGUCAAGAGCAAUUUGCACUCUUCGUUUGCAGUUCUGAUGCCAGUCUCAACCAAUCCGAACUUCAACAAUAUCUGUCUGUCCUUUGGUCGACGCUUCGACUGUUGGCAGAGGAAUUCAAGGUGUCGAAGGCCCAUGUGAAAGAAAAGUUCAGCAAAAAUAAAGAAGUAAACGCGAAGACGGAUCCGUACGAUGCGGAGCUCAGGGCUAAAGAUCGCACUCUUCGCGCAGUGCUAUCAAAGCUGGUGUACGGUUGGUCCUUACACCGCUUUCAGCACAAAAUAGAUCAGGGCAGGAAGGAUUUCCAAGGCUUCAUCGCCUUUACUAACAACAAAGCAGACAAAGAGGAUCCUGAAUGUUGCUCGAAGAUGCGUGAAUUUGCCGACAAGUUGCACCGAUUGUGGCAAUGCGAGGCAAGCGACACGUCCAUGAUUGAUCCCUCCACUGGGGAAGAGCUUUUUCCAUACUUCAUCAUCUCCGAUGUUCUACUUUUGCAAGAAGACCCUUGGUACAAGCGGCUUGUAAUGCCUCUAGUUUGGCCAGAUAAUCCAUCAAAAUUUGACCUAUCCUCUUACUUGUCCAAGGUCGCUUCAAUAAACGCAGCCAUCGAUCUGGCCUGCCGGGUCGCUCAAAGAAAGGAAUGUCGCGCCGUCCUUCAGGGGGGUUUCUCUAUUACUCUGUGUGCUUCGACUGUGAACCUUCCCGGCCAGUUGCCGAAGAACAGCGAGGAAUGGGGAAGGUUUCUUACCUGGUUUACUCAGCACCAGAACAUCAGAUUCUCGAACAGUGAAGAUGCCGAUUUGUUGUCCCAAGUCGGCUCUGAACCUGCUCCAUACGAGUCUGAGCUCAGACUCCUUACCUUCAUGUAUGACCACAUUUUGCCACCACAGGUGGGCAUCUCAGGCAAUCGGAAACUGUGGAUUGCUACCAGCAGCCGUCCGUGCUUCGCCUGUGGCAAGUCCGUCGAAGUGCCCGGAUGGCGAAGGGGAAGACAGUUUGCCUACUGCUGGGAGCUCACAGACAAGACGCUCGAAAGCGAGCUCAUCACACGGAUCGUCCGCUGGUUCAACCGUCUUAGUAUAGUGCACGAGGUCGAGACUUCCUAG
Cyclocybe aegerita is the source of this 1308-nucleotide messenger RNA. NCBI's taxonomy places the organism in Eukaryota, Fungi, Basidiomycota, Agaricomycetes, Agaricales, Hemipholiotaceae. The record is from the annotation of a GenBank genome assembly.